AGUUAUCUCUCUCUGACUCAUUGUAUUUCUCGUAAAGCACUGGGCACGCGUAGUGAUCAAUAUGUCCACGUGAUCUGUCGUCAGUCGCGACUCGCGUAAUUGCAAAUGCAAAAUGUACAGGAAAGAAACGUUUGUGUUACAAUGAAAUCGUAAAUAUUUUGUUAUUAUAAGUUGUAGUGUUGUAGUUUUAAAAUGCCUGCGUCUAUUGGUGUCAAUUUACGUGUAACUGGCCACUGUAGCCAAGGCGGGAGAAAGUACAUGGAAGACUUGUUUUCCGUUGCUUAUCAACAAACUGAAGAUGAGAGGGACUUGGAGUAUGCAUUCUUCGGAAUAUACGAUGGACACGGCGGGAGCGAGGCUGCAGCUUUUGCAAAGGAGCAUUUGAUGGACUCUAUUGUGAAGCAGCGGCAGUUCUGGUCCGACAACGACGAGGAUGUACUCAAAGCAAUCAGAAAUGGUUACAUGUUGACCCACUUGAACAUGUGGAAAGAGUUAGAAAAAUGGCCAAAAACAGUAACAGGGUUACCAAGCACGGCAGGUACAACCGCAAGCAUAGCUUUUAUACGCCGUGGUAAAAUAUAUAUUGGACAUGUCGGAGAUUCUGCUAUCGUACUUGGUUACCAAAAAGAUGGUUGUGAGGAGUGGGCAGCCAAACCAUUGACUUCCGACCACAAACCAGAAUCCACAACAGAAAUAGAAAGAAUCCAAAGAUGUGGUGGUAAGGUGGUCUCCAAAGCUGGAGUACCUCGAGUCGUGUGGAACAGACCUCGUCUCGGACACAAAGGACCCAUUAAAAAGAACACUCUCAUGGAUGAGAUACCUUUUCUAGCUGUAGCAAGGUCACUAGGGGAUCUGUGGAGUUAUAAUCCACAGAAUGAUGAAUUUAUAGUCAGUCCUGACCCUGAUGUCGGCGUGUUGACUAUAGACCCGUCCAAAUUCCGAUGUCUGAUUUUCGGCACCGAUGGCCUGUGGAACAUGAUCUCGCCGGAGGGCGCCGUCAGUCUAGUUCAAGCAACCGAGCGGCAUAAUGAAGCCGCUCUCGUUGGCGGGAAUGGUAAUCAGCCAAGGGACUGGUUGAACCCAUCCAAAAGUCUAGUGGAUCAUGCUUUGGAAAGAUGGUCAAACACUAGAAUGCGAGCCGACAAUACGUCCGUGGUCACGUUAAUGCUGGACCCGCCGGGCCCGCCGCGCGCCACCGUGCUGCGAUCACGCAGCAGCGGGCAGCGAGCCCCCACCGCCGCCGCCGCCCCCGCCCCGCCCUCCCCGCGCGCCUCGCCGCGCGCGUCGCCCGAGCCGCGCGCCGUGCCGCAGAACGGGCUCACCAUCAUGACGCGCUACUCCGACGCCGCCGCCGCGCCGCCGCUGCCGCCCUGCGCCACGCUGGACGCGCGCUUGCCCGCGCCGCCCGCCGCGCCCGACCCCGACGACGACGCCAUGCUCAACUACGGCAACCCCGCCGAGUCCUACUUCAUGGCGCGUCUGCUCAACCGUACGCGCGUCGUCAACACGCUGUCCGCCGUGCACGACGAGAUCUCCGGCAACCCCGCGCCGCGCGAGCCUUCCGAGCCGCGCGACCUGCCGCCCGGGCCCGCCACCGUCGUGCCGGACGUCGAUGCCGAGUCCGACGCAUCCACUGCUGACCGGCCUCCUCUACCACCACGAGCGGCGGCAGCCGAGCCUACCGCGUCCACUGUAGAACAUACCAAUACGACCGACGAUGACGGUGGUAUCCAAAUAAAUGAAGUUUCAUCGAGUUCACCAACAGAAGGUCCCUUGAAACCUCGCGGACGUCGUCCGCGCGGCGAUGCACGGCGCGACACGCCGGCCGCCGCGCCCGACCGCGUGCUGCGCUCGCACCAGGAGGCCGAGCCGCCGCAGCGCCCGCACACGCGCCAGCACACCCGCGCCAAGCCCAGCCCCGCGCCCGUCCCGCCGCCCUGCCCCGCACCUCCCCUCGACCGCGUCGUCAUCCUCACCCGCCGCGCCCCGCCAGCACCGGUGCCGCCUCCUCCGCCGCGUACCGACAGGCUGGCAGCCGGCGACGCCAAGCCCGCAGGACGCCGCAUCACUCCAGCGCCCGCCGAGCCCGCACCCGCAGACGACGACACCAAGCGCAAUGUCCCGCGCGCCACGCGCUCGCAGGGCACGCCGGGGGUGACGCCGCUGGCGCAGAAGAUAACCCGCAGCAUCGGGCUGUACGCCCGCGAGCUGCGCGGCGCGGCGGCGGCGGCGGCGGCGGCGGCAGGCGCGCGGGCGGGAAACUCGGCGCGCGCCCCGGGCCCGGCGCGGCGGACCCCGGCGGCGCGCCGCCCGCCCCCCGACCGCUCGAAGGAGAACCUCGGCGCCGCGAGGGGCCGCGCCCGCGCCCGCGCCGCGCCCGCCGCCUCGCCCCCGCCCCGCCCCCGCACGCGCCGCGCCGAUAGCGCCCACGACGCCGAGGUGCACUCCACCACGCAGGAGCCGCCGCCGCCCUCCGCGUGUGUCGGGGCACCGGCCCCGCCCGCCCCGGUGCGGCCCCGCGCACUGCGCUCGCGCAACGACGCGGCGUCGCCCGUGCUGCGCGCUCGCGACGCGGCGUGCAAGCGCUCGCGCUGCGGGGAGGACGGCGGCGGCGCCAGUAAGGCGGCGCGGCUGGCGGAGGGCGGCGGCGCCGGCAAGGUGGCGCGGCUGGCGCCGGAGCGCUGCGCGCGGGCGCUGGGGCGGCGCGCGACGGGCCCGUGGGCGCCGGCGCUGGCGCUGCGCAACCGCCUGCGCCGGCGCCUCGCCAAGUAGCGCGGUGCCGCCCGCGGUCCGGCGCCAGAGUCGGAUCCAAAGAUGACUGUGUCGUAUACGGUUGAUUUUCUGUUGUUGUUUUUUUAUUUUUAUCGGCGUCUCGGGCGUCGUAGGUAGUUCCGUAGAGUUGGUGACUCAGUCCGCGGCCGCAGACGCGCGGCCGCCGUCGACGUUAAACAAUAGUACAAAGGUAUAUUCUAUAUUUAACGUGUAAGUUUACCGCGUGGACCAGGAGGAUUUAUUAGCCCUAGUAGAUAUUUAUUUUCUCUAUAUUUAUAGCUUCUAUCGUAAUGCAUUUAACCGUAGGCGAAAUGUGAAUCUGAUUUUAAUUGUUGUGACGUUGAGUCAGAGGCUACGUAGUAACUUCAGAUAGAUAAACUGCCUUAUAAAGCGAGAGUACAACAUGUUAACAUUUUUAUAAAUAUUUUACAAUAAGAUGACAUUUUUUGAAAUUCAAGUUUAUAAGCAAUAUAGCCUUCUUCCUGAUCACGGGCUAGGUUGAUGUUAAUUAGACUCAUGAUAUGAUAAAUCGAUAGUACGACAUAACUGAGCAUGUGGCACUUUAGCUUUACACUGCAGUAUUUGUUAUAAUGUGGUGAUAUCCGUUUAUUAUUCACAAGAUAUUAGACACAUAAAAAUUUUGACAACUUGUUAAUAUACUGAUAGUAUACACAUAUUUAUUACAUACAAAUUCUUUAUUAUAUUACCUAAUUGGAACUAUACCAAGAGUGCUUUCUCGAAAUAACGUUAGUUAAGAGUGCUAUAUCUAAUUAUUAUGGAUAAUGUACAGACAAAUUUUGUACAGGUAACACCAAAAUUAUUUGUUUAGAUUGUGCUAAUAUGUAUUUUAUAUAAAACUAGCUAGAUAUUGGAGAAGUUAUUCUUUUGGGAAAAGAAUUGUUUUAUGUACUUCCUAAAUAAGCUUUAUUGAUUUUAGGACGUCAAACUGAAUGUUGUUACUUGUGCCGAAAUAGUUGACUGGGACGAGCUCGUGGGAGCGACGGUAACUUUGUUUACUAUGAACAUAUCUAUUAGCAUAAAAUAGUUGUACAAACACACAAAAGUGGAAACUCAACAUAUUUUCGGUUAAGGAUAAGUUGUUGGUGCGUGAACCAUUGUUAGUUAAUUUCUUCAUCGAUCUCCUCGUAGUUAUCCAUUUGUUAAAUAAUGCCUUACACUAUCCACCUCCACUUUAAAUUUAACUAUCGAAAUAAUGUGAUUAUGAGACCAUUGAUUUAUUUAAAAACCAAAAAAGGUUUUGCGUGAAUGCAACAUUGUUGAAACUGUAAAAUAUUAUGAAAAUAUUUUCUCUUACAGCAACAUUGACUUGAAUAGAUGUACCUAAGAAUGGACUGAAGAUGUAAUGUUAAGUUAAAAGAGUCCAAGUUAUGUACAUAUUAAUAUAAAUAAUGAAAAAGUAAUAGUGCCUCAUUUGUUACCGACUUAACAAAUACAUAGGUAAAAGUGUUCUUUCAUAUAUUGAGAUAUGUAUUUUUAUUGAAAAAAAAAUUUAUGCAUUGUAAUUUAGCUGUAAAAGAGGUUUAAUAUAAUUUGUUAAGCUAAUUGUGUAAAGAUUUUAAAUAUUGGCAGUCUGUCACUUAUAUCGUGAAAUCAAGAAAAUGUGUAGUUUAGUUAUUGAGUUUUGUUUUGUGACUUGUAAGGGACAGAAUGUCAAGUUGAGAAAUAAAUUGAAAUUGGUAACAAUUUUGUAACUUGGAGGGUAUUGCUGCCUUGUGAAAGAAGGCCGUAAUCUGACCACUGGGAUUAUGGCAAAUAAAUCGCUUACAAUAUAGAUUGAGAUGCUAAAACAAAUUUUAUUACUAUACAUUGAAAGUAAAAGCAUUAUUGUAGAUUUUAUUUUUUGAUUUAAAUAAAGUUUGUAUGAAAUA
Helicoverpa zea (corn earworm) is the source of this 4661-nucleotide messenger RNA. It is a transcript of the gene Pp2C1, whose product is annotated as nascent polypeptide-associated complex subunit alpha, muscle-specific form-like. The transcript is spliced from 5 exons. Gene Ontology annotation, molecular function: mitogen-activated protein kinase binding; protein serine/threonine phosphatase activity; cation binding. Bases 193 to 2772 code for a protein of 859 amino acids. Lineage: Eukaryota; Metazoa; Arthropoda; Insecta; Lepidoptera; Noctuidae. Gene Ontology annotation, biological process: protein dephosphorylation. The record is from RefSeq and is a predicted model, not a curated record. Gene Ontology annotation, cellular component: nucleus; cytosol.